Molecule: messenger RNA, 1038 nt
Organism: Salmo salar (Atlantic salmon)
Lineage: Eukaryota; Metazoa; Chordata; Actinopteri; Salmoniformes; Salmonidae
Gene: pnpla4
Product: patatin-like phospholipase domain containing 4
Biological process (GO): lipid homeostasis; triglyceride catabolic process
Cellular component (GO): membrane; cytoplasm; lipid droplet
Molecular function (GO): retinyl-palmitate esterase activity; triacylglycerol lipase activity
Source: RefSeq, a predicted model, not a curated record
UUUAUUUUGAAACACCGCGGAAACCCCGGAAGUAAAGCACCGAUCCAGCACUUAUUUACAUUGUCAUCAAUAUUUGCAAAGCAGUGCAGAACAAGCAGUUUUAGUUUACUACAAUUGUUUCUAAAACCGCAAUGCCACCAUAUACGAGAUGACAGUGCCAGUGGUGAACCUUUCUUUUGCUGCGUGUGGAUUCCUGGGUAUCUACCAACUGGGCGCAUGUGGAGCCAUCCUGAGACAUGGAGGCAAGCUGGUGAGCUCUCUCAGGGCAUGUGCCGGGGCAUCUGCUGGAGCUCUGGUGGCUGCAGUGAUGGUCACUGCUCCAGACAAACUAGAGAGUGUCAAAGAAUUUACCUUCAGAUUUGCGAAAGAUGUCAGAAGCCAGAGGCUUGGAGCUGUGACUCCUGGAUAUAACUUCAUGCUUACACUCAGGGAGGGCAUCGAAGAGUUUCUGCCUGGCGAUGCCCACAGUAAAGCAGGCAAUCGCCUUCACAUCUCUAUAACACAUUCAAAAAGUGGCAAGAACACCAUCGUGUCCAGCUUUGCCUCCAGGGAGGACCUCAUAAAGGCACUCUUGGCCAGUAGUUUUGUGCCUGUCUAUGCUGGAAUCAAACCGGUGGAAUGGCAAGGACAGAAAUGGAUUGAUGGGGGAUUCACGGAUAGUCUCCCCAUCCUGCCAGAGGGACGUACUAUCACAGUCUCCCCCUUCGCAGGUCCCCAAGACAUCUGCCCAAAACACAGAGGGCUCAUGAACCUCCACCUCAAACUGGCCAACAUGGACGUAAUGUUUUCCAAGGAGAACAUCAUCAGGUUAAACCAGUCCUUAUUCCCUCCAUUAGAGGAAAGGAUGAACCAGUAUUGUAAAGAGGGUCAUGACGAUGCAGUGAGGUUUCUGAAGAAUGAAAACUGGAUCCAGUAGUGUUGUAUUUCAAUUGAGUAUUUUUAUUUUUAUUAUAGUGUUUUUACUUUUAAAUAUGGUGGAAUCACAUUAUUUAUUUUCGAUUUUAAAGUGUGUAAAAUAAAGAAAAUACAAUCAUUUAA